AGGGGGGAGAAAGUGGGAGCAAGGGUUGGAACCGCGGUACUUAAAAAAUUGGCCCGUAUACACGGGCUUUAUGACUAGUUUAUGAAGUCAAAAAAUAGUACAGGAAAAUACAGUAGGAGUGGAAUUAUAUAGGAAAUUAGAAAGAUCUAUCUUUUGGAUAUAGAUAAGGCGUACUCAAUACUUAAAAAAAAAAAUCUAUAGUAAUGAUUUGCACUAUAUUUUUAAAUAAAUAAUUUAUCCACCUGUAAUAGUGCGGAGUAUGCACUAUAUUUUAAAAUAAACUAAUGAUCACGUGGAACUGUUGCAAUAAGCAGUUGUAUGUAAUACAUAGGUUGUUGUUUUUUGUUCAGUUGCUACUUAUUGAUUGCUAGUGAGGGAGCUGUGAUAUUGGAGCGGUGCAUGGGACUACAGCUUGUGCAAACAGAUAUUUGAAUGAAGUCCUGUGUGUGCAGGUGUAAGAGGAGGAGGCUCCAGCUCACAGCAUGGAGGGUGUGGUGAAAAGUCCUGGAGCAGUACUGGCUGCCUCUCUUCCCGGCUUUCUGCAAUACCUGCUGCCUUAGCCCCAGCUACGUGCUGACUUUAGCCCGGACCGAGCUGUGGGAGCCCAGGAUAUGCCAGGAUAAUCUGCCUAGCUCUGACUCACCCAGGUGUUUUUUGCCACGGAUUGGGAAGAAGCACCGUUUGGAAGAGAGCUGGGGACUGCACCAGGCAGUACCAAGAACAGGAAACCAGCUGUCGGCAGUGCAGAUACAUACUGCAGCCUUCUAUUGGGACUUCCCUGUUUGUCCGAUAUGCAAUACUGACUGGUUAAUUAGCCAAUUGCAUAACAGCCCUGAGAAGGUCACGUUGCAACUGACCCGACCCCAGUGAGCAUGAAAUGCAUGAUCCAGAACCCUGACACUAUUGCCUGCGAUUUGCUGAUUGAUGUAGGAGCUGAUUUUAUCUGUUCCUAAUUGGCCACAGAACAAGAGAUAAAAUAAAGGUUGCUUGUGAACGUCUGGAACAGAGGAGCAUCUUCAAAUGAGGUUACUUGGUAUGUUUAGAAGAAUGAGCAGAAUUCUCAAACCAUAAUGCCGAGCAGUAUGUCAGGGUACAUACCCAGCUAUUUGGAUAAAGAUGAACUAUGUGUGGUUUGCGGAGACAAAGCUACAGGGUAUCAUUAUCGAUGUAUCACUUGUGAGGGAUGCAAGGGCUUUUUCAGAAGAACUAUUCAGAAGAACCUUCACCCGAGCUAUUCAUGUAAAUAUGAGGCAAAAUGUGUGAUAGACAAAGUAACAAGGAACCAGUGCCAAGAAUGCCGUUUCAAGAAGUGUAUUGCUGUUGGCAUGGCACCAGACUUGGUCUUGGAUGACCGUAAACGUUUGGAAAAAAGAAAGCUCAUAGAAAAAAACAGAGAAAAGAGGCGCAAAGAUGAGCUGCAAAAAACACUUAUUCAAAAACCCGAACCAACACAAGAAGAGUGGGAGCUGAUACAGGUUGUCACUGAAGCCCACGUGGCUACCAAUGCACAGGGAAGUCACUGGAAACAGAAACGGAAAUUUCUGCCAGAAGAUAUUGGACAAGCGCCAAUAGUUAAUGCACCAGAAGGUGGAAAAGUGGACUUAGAAGCCUUCAGUCAGUUUACAAAAAUAAUCACCCCAGCAAUUACAAGAGUAGUGGAUUUUGCCAAAAAAUUACCAAUGUUCUGCGAGCUGCCAUGUGAAGAUCAGAUCAUCCUUCUGAAAGGCUGCUGCAUGGAGAUUAUGUCACUGCGAGCAGCUGUGCGCUAUGACCCUGAAAGUGAGACUCUCACACUGAAUGGUGAAAUGGCAGUAACAAGAGGACAGCUGAAAAAUGGAGGACUAGGUGUGGUAUCAGAUGCCAUCUUUGACUUGGGCGUGUCAUUGUCUUCAUUCAGUCUUGAUGAUACCGAAGUCGCCUUGUUGCAGGCUGUGCUGCUUAUGUCUUCAGAUCGCCCCGGUCUCUCCAGCGUGGACAGAAUAGAAAAGUGCCAAGAAGGUUUCCUCUUGGCUUUUGAACACUACAUAAAUUACAGGAAACACAACGUUGCACACUUUUGGCCAAAACUGCUGAUGAAAGUCACCGACCUCCGCAUGAUUGGAGCCUGCCAUGCCAGCCGGUUCCUGCACAUGAAAGUGGAGUGCCCCAAUGAACUUUUCCCGCCACUGUUUCUGGAGGUGUUUGAGGAUUAGAAUAAACUGUGAUUCUGGAUUCUCAGCACUACUGGGGCGUCCCCUUUCAUUCCAUUGCCUCCGUCACUUUUUUUUUGUUCUCGUCCGUUCUAAAUAGACAUGGAUGGAAAAGUUCCUCUGAUGCGGGUACUUGUGACUAUCGUGUUUUUGUUAUUCUGUCCUUUUGAUGUGAAGUUCCGUGAGAGAUUAACCCCUUUUGUGCUGAAGAGGCAGUCGACACCUUACACAACAGUGAAUUGGGUGGCUCUUCUAGCUUUAAAGCGGUUAUUUGGGAAAAAAUAACAAUGUUGACUAACUUGCAUUCACCAGCACUACGGAUCCUACACAGCAAGGGUAUUCUCAAAUGUUGUGCCUGCGGUUAAUAAAUCAUUACUGACCAGAUGCCCUAAUGAUCACUAACUCGUGCAAUAUGGGGCAAUAAUACAUAUUUAUUGCUUCAAAUACAUAGUUCCCUCCAAGAACAAGGCAAAUAUUUGGUUUUAUCCCUAAAUUAUAUUUUUAUUUUUUUAAACUAAAUUGUAUUGUCCCUUAUUUGGUAUUAGAGUCCAAUGUUGGGGAUAAAUUGCUAGCAUGAUGUUUUGAAUUGAUUAAUUAGCGAAUCUGUUAAAAACCCAAAACACUUCUACCUUUUUAAUUCUAAACAAAAAUAUGAUAAUCCUGAAAAGAAUGUAUUUUUUUACUCUAGCUUUCCUUUAACAAUAUCCGUUUAUUUUUUGUAUUGAAAAACAAACAAAUGAGCUAAAAAGGCCUGCAUCUUAAGUAUGAAACUGCGUUGCUCGCUCUUGUAUUAUAUAGUCAUGUUAAUAGGAAGACUUUACAGGACUAAUUCUUUGUUCCUGCACAUUCCCUUCUCAGGUAUUUGAAAGUAUAUUCCUCUGUAAUUCACAGUCUUCAUAAUCCCUUUUCCUUUGUGUGGAGGUAUUGGUCAUGAAAGAUUGUGCUACACAUCAGAUGAUAACACUCUGAGAUUUGGUAACAUCACACAGUUGUAUGUCUAAUGACUCACUCUCCUGGAGUGCAGUAUUGCCAUAUUUUCUCUUAUACUACCUCCUCUCCCAUGAGUACUCUUACAGUGCCUAAUAGUAAAGCAGUAACAAUCAUAGUCACCAAAAAUGGUCAUGAAUCAGGCAAGCUGCUUUAUUGUCACAAAACCCUUACAUCACCAUCAUACUAUAUCUGUUCAGUACGCAGCAGGUAUGUUUCAUUAGCUUUUCAGGUAUUUGAGUGAGUGAGUGUGUGUGUGCAUGUUUGUGGGGGUAUAAACAAUUUCUUUAAAAUAAAUUAUUUUAGUUAAAUAAAAUGAAAGAAGGAACAAAAAAAUGCAUAUUAGUUUACACAGGUGCUGUGCCGAAAUAGACACUAUCAUGAUAAAUAUUUACAAUUAACCUAAGUUGGAGUAAGCAGAGUUUAGAUAGAUAUGUUUGUGCGAAUGUAUAUAUUUUCUAUUAAAUCAUUUUCCUCUAUCAAAACUUUUGGUAUAUUAUUGAAGGUUUUUUUUUUAAACUCAAUAAUGGCACUGCCAUGUUUACCAUGUACAUAGGUUUAGUUAAUAGUCCUAUACAAGGUUAGUCCCUUCUACAGGAAACCACAAUAAAUCUUUAUUAUGUCAUGUGACGUAUAAAGAAACUAAAACCACAUUCUAUAAGCCCAGCUGACAUUUGUGCAAAGUACUCUCUAUGUGUUCUUAAAAAAAAAAAAACAUGAUUGACAUAAUUUGCCUUUAAAAUUAAAAAUUGGAUUUGAUUGGUUUAAACAGUAUUGUUUACCGCCCACAGAGAAACAAUAACUAUACUUUCCUGGCAUAUAUUUGACUCUAUAUUCCAGGUCUAACAGGCAAGUACUGCAGUGUUUGCAACACAAGAUGUGUGUAAUAUACCUUAAUAUAAACUCUUGUAAAAGUAUUUGCUGAGCAAAUAGAACAGUCACAUCACAUGGAGGCUAAUAUAACCUCAUCUUCACCUUUUAUAGACCACUCGCUGUUUCUAUUAUACAGUGAAGGGAGAGGAAUAUAAAUAACACUUGAUUUUAGCCAGAAAAUAUCAGCACACUUAUGGCAGAUAAACAUUCACAGUAGCAGGCACAGUAAACUACUUUAACUAAAUGUAUUGGUUGACCUCAAUUAUUUAUUUGUACUAAAAUAUUAAAUAGUUUAAUGUUAUAAAUAGCAAAUAUUUCUUGGUUAAUGUUUAACAAAGACUAAACUGUGAACUUCAGUCCAAGUAUAUGAACGGUAAAGAUUCUACAGAUGUGGCCUAAAGUAUUGUUACCCCCCUUGCUUUUUAAAGUAUUGUUAUUAUUAUUUUUGCUUAUUCUGUAAAGACAUUCUAAAAUGUCCUGGACAACACUAUUGAUACCCUUUAGACGUUACAAUAAAGAAUUGUUUUGUAGUGAUACCUCAAGAAGACUAUUCUCUUUAAAUUGGUAUCACAGGUGUCUUCAAUCUUAUAAUCACUCAUUCAGCCAUUUUAAAUAGAGAAAAGUAAUCAUUCUGCUGUUGUGUCACUGGGUAUCACACUGAACAUGGACAAGAUAAUGAAAACCAGAGUUACCUAAUGAGUUUAGUAAUAAGGUAAUAGCCAAGCAUGGUCAAUGUAAAGGCUAAAAGGCCACCUCUAAAGAGCUUGAUGUUCCUGUGAGCACUGUUGCCAAUCUUAUUAAGAAGUUUAAGGCAUAUGUGACUGUGGCCACAGAUAAAAUUUGACCCAAGAUUGAUAAGAUUAUUUGAAUGGUGAAGAAAGAACCAAGGACAACUUAAAAACAGAUACAAUCCGAUAUUGAAGUUCAAGGUGCAACAGUUUCAAAUAGCACCAUCUGUUGCUGUCUGAAUAAAACUGGGCUCCAUGGUAGAAGUCUUAGGAAGACCCCCACUUCUAAGAUAGAAAGACAAAAAUCCUGACUGGAUUUUGCCAAAAUGCAUGUUGACAAGCCACAGUCCUUCUGGGAGAAUGUCCUUUGGAUAGACAAAACAAAAGUAGAGAUUUUUGGCAAAUCACAACAACUCCAUGUUUACAGUAGGAAAAAAUAAACUUUCAAACAUAAGAACACCAUCCCUACUGUAAAGCAUGGAAGAGGCAUAGUGAUGUUUUAGAGUUCCUUUGCUGCCUCUGGCACUGGGUGCCUAGAAUACAUGCAGGGCACAAUGAAAUCAGAAGACUAUCAAGGGAUUCUGGAGUGAAACAUACCCAGUGUCAGAAAACUGUGACUCAGUCGCAGGUCAUGGGUCCUCCAGCAGAAUAAUGACCUGAAACACACCUCAAAAAGCAACCAAGAAUGGAUGAAAAAGAAAACAUUGGAUUGUUCCAAAGUGACCUUCAAUGAGUCAAGAUCUGGAUCCCAUCAAACAUCUGUGGAAAGAGCUGAAAUUCACAUUUGGGAAAAAGCACCCAUCAAACAUGAAAGAACUGGAGCAGUUUGCUCAAGAAGAGUUGGCCAAAAUUCCAGUUAAAAAGUGUAGAAAUCUUAUGCAGAGCUACAAAAAAGUUUUUUUUUUACAUUUGAAAUAAUGAAUGGUAGAUAUCAAGUACUUUUGUCAAUGUUUACUUCACAGAAGUGACUUUUCCUAAAAAAAAAAUUGGAAGGGUAUCAAAACUUUCGACCUCAUCUGUAUAUAUAACAAAUUUAGUAUAUAUGUAAAAAAAAAAAGUUCAAUAUAUAUCUUAAAGAUAGUGUCUACAUGUAUUAGAUAGAAAGAUAGAUUCUUCAUAUAUUAUUCAGACUUAAGUCACAGCAAUUUAAAUUGGAGAUCAACAGAAGGUCAUAAAAAGUUGGUAAUCAAAGAAAGUGUUUUCAGUUAAUUCUGGAGAUUGUUUUGGCAGUAUUGGAAAUUGGGCAGAGGUAGAAAAGUGUAAACAAGAAAUUAUUUACACCACAUACAUUGAUGCUUGUCAUAGUUUAACAUACGAAUGGUUCAUAGGAUUCUAGCUACAUUAAUGUGGGUUAUUAGGGAAGGAAAGAUAAUUUUGAAUGCAACAAGUAGCAUUUGGCAAUUUUUGCUUUUAAAUGAAUAGCUAAAAUUGUAAGUAUGUUUGUUGUAAAGAUCAGAUGUUGCUGCAUACUUACAUAAUAAGCCUAACUAAGCACCAGCAUCCUUUAUGUAGUUGUUAAUAUGCAUUGUCUGCCUUCUGCACAGCUUGCUUUAUUUAGUAGAUGUUCAAGUAAUGUAUAGGGUUGCUACCCAGCUGACAUUUUACAGACAAGGCAGGUAGUUUUAAAGUUCAGGUCAAGUUCAGGUAAUAAAGGGAUAAAUAUAGAACUAUAUGUCAUUUUAUUGUGAAAUUGCUUCUAAGUGUAUGAGAGUAUGAUUGUAAAAAAAAUGAGUGUUAAAUCGGUCCUAUCAGCUUUAGUUUCUUAAUUAUGCUGUAUAAUUACUUAUGCAAAUUUAUGCUGCUUAGCAUGACUGGUAUUUUUAUUCCCCAAAAAAGGUGACAUUCCUAGUAACAUAGGGACAGUAGAAUCAUAAACAUACGAAAACAAUAGUAAAUAUAUGGUUCAGUAUAGGAGCCAGGUGAAUAUUUUUACACUGAUAACAUGCGGCCCUCCAGAAUUGCAACCCAAUGUCUGCACCUCAAUAUCCCAUAUAUUUAGCCAUGUAUUAUUAUUAUUAUUAGAAAAUUAUAUUGCAUGGCGCUUACUAUAAUGCAGAGCUGUUUAAUAUUAGAAUACUAUAUUUUCCCGUCAUGAUAUUUUGCCAUAAAUUUUAAAUCUGAUAACCAACAGCAUGAAGACCAUAACUGUGAGUAAAGUUACCUUAUGCAAAGCUUUCAUGUUUAUGGUAAACAAGCAUGAUAAUAAAGACUUGGUUAACUCUCUAGGUUCUAAGCACCUGUAAAUCACAUAUGCCUUUAAUUUUUCUUUGCCUUAAAUAAUUAAUCAAUAUAAACUAUAUAUCUUUAUGACUGAGAGAUAUAGCCACUAUUUAUAGUAUUUUUUUUUUAAAAAAAGUAACUUUCAAUAUUUUUAAUUUGUUUUGGUUUUUGAAAUUACUAAUAUAUAAAUCCAUUGUUUAUCCUACAAGUAACAGUGAUUUAGAAGACUGAAACUUGUUUUUGUCUAUAGAUAAGGAUACUGACUGCAGGUGCCCCUAUAUGUAGGCAAAUUACAUGCUCCUGAAUUAAAUGAAGCCUAUGCAUUCUUUAGUGCAGUUUCCACAUAGCUGCAUUGAGAAGUUAUGUGUACAUAAUACAAAGUAAAAUAAUAAACAGAAUUAUUGAAAGGUGCUACUAUUACAAUUCACCCCUUGACCACUGCUUACAUUGCCUAUAAGAUCUUCAGCUCAGUUAACUGUCCCAACUGUGUGCACUGUCGGAUCAGGUCCGCAAGAUCUUUGAUAAAUAGAGGCCAUUAUGUCCACAUAUCAAAUAUUUUAUUUACACAGCAUAAAUUAAAAAGAUGACCAUGACUGCUGCCCAGUGCAUUAUAGCCCCCAGCAGCCUUCAGUACUUUUCAGAUGCCCCUGAACAACAGAAAUUUAGACCUUCAUUAGAUAGAUUUUCUUAUGUUUGGAAAUAUGCACUUUAGGUUAAGUAAUUAUGUCCACUUUAGGUUAGGUAAUUAUGCUUUUAAAUUAAUACAUCUGAACAACAAAAUCAUACAAUGAAGCACACCAGGAGAUCAACUGGUCUCAUAUAAUUCAUGUAUCUUGUAGCACAGUGUGAUGUUACCAUAUCUCCUAAUGUUUUAUGUUUUUGAGUAUCAGGUGCAAAAGUACAACUCUUUGUAAUUGCGUGAGCGUAUGUAAUUGUGUGACUGAAGGGAUACAGCUCUCAUUUAUCCCACUGUUGGUCACUUUAAGGUUUCCGUGAUACUGUAUAUCUAAUCACGUAUAUGUAUUAUUGACCUCUGGAUGCAUGUGUCACCCUUUCAAAUCUGUUUUACAACAUUCACUUUUGUAAAGACUAAUCUGUUGUUCAACGACAAACAUAAUUAUUUCAAGAGAAACAAAAUGUUUGAAUUGUGUAACAAAGUUUAUUUUAAAAAAAAAGAUUUAAAAAAAAAUCCACUUUUCUUGUGCCCAAUAGGUGCUUGAGAAAAGUAUUUUAUUGUUUCUCUAAUGAGUGUGAGAGUGUCUAGUUGUACCUAUAAAACAUACAUUUGGGCCUUUAUUUUUAGAUAUAUGUUAACUUAUAGUUUUAUAAUUAUUUAGCUCUACUCUAGCACUUUGUAUUAAAGUACAUCAUACCUCCCAUUUUAAAAUAUAAACUUGAGACAGGGUUUCAAGGGGCGGGGCUUAAGAUGAACUUAUGUAACAGGGGAGGGGUCUUACAGGUAAUUUUAAAAAAGAGGUGUGGUUUGCACACAGAUGUGGUCCUGUAUAUUGUUGUAAUCGUCAUAGUGAUCAAGGCAUGUUUACUUACUACGUUGGCACUUUUUCACCUCCCAUCAAGCUACAAGAGAUAAAAAGCAUGAUUAGAUUACUGUAAUGCUUACUAGGAAGAAGCAUUGCUGUGAACAAUAUGGGACAUUCAGGAGAGACAAUAGGUGCAAAAUAUGGAAUAUGGUAUUAAAUAUACACCCCAUGCCACGUAAAACUGGAUGCAAAAAUGUGGUAUUAUCAUUAAGUGGAAGGUUUUUGACCAUCAUACUUUACAAAUGAUAUAAUCUCCUUAAAAAAAUGGAGAUUUAAAGCUAAUAUGUUCAUUAAAAAAAGAUAAAACGGAAUCCCUAUAUAGGGACUUUUGUAAAGAAAUAUUUUAUUAUAUAUAGAUAUUUAUUUUCUGUGUAAUUUCCCAGAUUAACAUGAAAUAUUUUUACAUGCUGAAAACAAGAGUAAAGGGGAGAAAGGGUAAAAAUAAAAUUGUGUAUGUAAGGACAAAGGUUAUUAUGUUUCCCCCUUUGGUGAUGGAGGAGCUGCAAAGCAAGUUGGAGUUUAACAGCCUUAUGCCUAAAUACCACCAGAAUGAAAGCAAUUCUUGUUCAGUGUGUAAGAUUUAAAGGGAUCCCAUUUUUUUUUUUCUUUCAUGAUUCAGAUAGGCUACAGUUUAAAAAAAGUCCCUAUUUACUUAAAUUCUCUAAUUAUCAUUAGAUAUCUAAUCAUUCUCUUGGUAUCCUUUGUUAAAAGGGCAGCAGUGUACUAGUGGAAGCUAGCUGAAUACAUCAAGUGAGCCAAUGCAAAGACAUAUAUAUGUGCAGCUACCUGUAGUGCUAUGCUGCUACUGAGCCUACCAAGUACCAAGGUAUGUUUUUCAGUGAAGGAAACCAAAAGUUCAUAGCAAAUUAGAUGGUAGAAAUAAACUGGGAAGUUGGUUUAAAUUGUAUGCUCUAUCUAAACCAUGAAAGUUUGUUUGACUUUACUGUCCCUUUAAAUUAUAGGAUAGCACUUAUAUUUAUCUAUGUUAUUGAAACACAAAUUCUGGUUAAAGAGACAUUACAGUGCAAACUAUUCUGGCCCCUGUAUCAUCUGUAAAGCAAUUUGCAAUAUACGUUGCAAUAAAAAAGGCUGCUUAACCCCUUCUUACUCUGUGUUUGGCAGGGCCGAUCAUGUGAUUCCAUGCACAUAUAUUGACAAGCAAGCACAUUCAAGGUGUGUACGCACCAAUCAGAUGCUUGCUAUUCUUUAUAAUUGGCACCUCAGGCACACCCCAAAGCCAACCUCAGAAAAAAAAAUGCAUUUAAAUGUAUUAUAAAUUGCAUAGUCCCUUAUAAUAUUCACAUGAAUACAAAUAAAAUGGAAAUAUAAUAUGCAAACAGAUAUAAAAGAAGAUAAAAUAUUUGAAAAAUGUGAAGCAAUGUAAUUUCUUUUUUAAUUGUCAUAAGUAUCUACCUAAUGUAGUGCAAUUAGCAGAAUUUGUAUUUAUUCACUAAAGAGAAUAGCACCGUCCAUUAGCACAAACAAAAUAAGUAACCUCCUGAACGUUCCAUAAUAUAACUUCAUACAGACCUCAAUAGUGGUUACUAGGUUAUGCCUUGUGCAUAUGGUAAAUCUUCUUUAAUCAUUUUAGCAACAAGCUUUGUGAACUCCUCCAACAGCAAAUAAAAACAAUAUUGUGCAGGUGACAUUUUGUAGUGUUAUUUUUUUUUUUUUCUAUUGCACAAUUGUUUCUGUUUGAAAACAAUUUUAAGCCUAUUUCUGCACAAGACAAUCACGUUAAGCUUAAGUAGGUCUUUAGACCUGUUGAGAAAGAUUUAUAUAUUUGGGAAUGGGACAGAGAACAUAUGAUGUGCAGGGGCUGAAAAAGAGUCUUAGGAAAUGUGUAUAUCCACGCUAACUUUAUAAUCUCUUAACAGCAACCUAGAUGAUCCCAAUACUACAGCCGAUAUGGCACAAGUUAAAUGGACAUAAAUCUCAAAAUUGAAUUGCACGUCAGUGCUUUUUUAGUUCCGAAAGGAUAAAUUUUUUUCUAAUACACAUUUAUUUAGCAAAUAAUGUGUCUAGUAUAUGUAAUGACUUUUACUGUCAUAAGUUUUUAUUGUACGCAUACAUAUGCCUCUUGCACGAUCAUUUAAACACCUGCUCAGAUAGCUGGUGGUAGUAUGCACAUGUCGGAUAUUAUGCAAACCGAGUCUUGGCCAAUGCAAUAUAUGCAUUCUGAGCUGGUGCAGUGUUCGAAUGCAGGUGCAUGAGGCAUAUGUACAUAUGCUCAGUGUGCAAUAAAAGCAAUAACUGAAACAGUCAUUACUUUGCUAAUACAUAGAAAAGUUAAUUUGCAUCUCGAUUUUGUGUUUUAUAUCCUUUAAUCUGCAGUUUCUCCAUGCUUGACAUAAAUUCAGGAAAUGGGAUCAUAUAAAGAAGAGACCACGUUUUAUAACAACUAUCCAAACAUUUUGGAUGUUACAAAUCUACUCAUAUUUAAGAUAUAUGAUAUGCAAAUUUAAAAACCAGGACUAGAGCCAUUUCCUCUUGAAAAGAGUAUCUAAUAUACAGACAUGUGAAAGCACUCUUUAAAGCGUUCAUAAGUAGCACAUUGUUAAAGAGACUCCAUUCUUUUCAAAUUCCUAACUUUAGCUUUGACCAAGGCAGAAGACCUCACACUUAUAAGCUGAUAUCUCCAGAGUGCUAUAACAUAAAGUAUAUAUGAAACUGUAGGUCAUCACUGUAGAAAGCACACAAGCUAAUUACAUUUUUCACAAAAACAAUUCUGUUUUAAAUCUAGACAAGGUGACCGGUGCUUUAACCUUUACUCCAGCCGAGUUUGUCAAUGUACUUUGCAAAACGUUGAUGCUUUUACAGGCGAGAGGGUUUUUAGUGGCAACCUAUGAUAAUGACAGGCUACCUCCUGAAAUAGAGCACUAAUUGCAAGGUUAUAGAAUCGACAAGCAAGCAUAUUGAUAUGAUAUAUUUUUUUGAAAUGUUUUGGCUCUAUCUAGAAUUAGCUGCAUCACCGUUAAUCACCAGAUAUGAUGAGACUUUUGCUGUAUUAUAAUUCUUAUAUUAACUGUGCAUUUUCUGAUUUGUUUGUAAGCACAUCAACAAACUUUAUGAUGGUUUAAAUAUGGUUUAAAUAAAAAAAUGAAGCAAAAGAAAUAUUUGUAGUUGUCUUACCCUAGAAUACAGAGCACAUGCAUACUUAUAGUCUAUAUUUUGCAAACAGUGUUAAGUUAUACUGCUAAGAUUGUCAUUUUUGUAGCAUAACAAAUAAAUAUAUAUAAACAUA
Messenger RNA from Bombina bombina (fire-bellied toad), 11782 nucleotides. RefSeq names its product thyroid hormone receptor beta (gene THRB). Gene Ontology annotation, molecular function: zinc ion binding; nuclear receptor activity; RNA polymerase II cis-regulatory region sequence-specific DNA binding. Bases 1071 to 2192 code for a protein of 373 amino acids. NCBI's taxonomy places the organism in Eukaryota, Metazoa, Chordata, Amphibia, Anura, Bombinatoridae. The transcript has 10 exons. The record is from RefSeq and is a predicted model, not a curated record. Gene Ontology annotation, biological process: thyroid hormone receptor signaling pathway; retinoic acid receptor signaling pathway; cell differentiation.